AUGGACAACCCAACCCGAGGGCAGGAUGGGCAUUCGUGUUCAAGCCCGAGACUAACCAACCCACCGGCAUUGUGUCUGGCCGCCUUGAGAAGAGAGGACCCUUCGGAGACGAAUCAAGCCAAACCAGCAAUCGGGCUGAGCUGCGAGCUGUCCUUGCUGCACUCCGGUUCCGGCACUGGCAAGGCGAGGGGUUUACGACAUUAG
Metarhizium robertsii ARSEF 23 is the source of this 204-nucleotide messenger RNA. RefSeq lists its product as uncharacterized. The record is from RefSeq and is a predicted model, not a curated record. The coding region runs from base 1 to 204 and encodes 67 amino acids. The transcript has a single exon. NCBI's taxonomy places the organism in Eukaryota, Fungi, Ascomycota, Sordariomycetes, Hypocreales, Clavicipitaceae.